This is a messenger RNA of Rubroshorea leprosula, 1428 nucleotides long. The record is from the annotation of a GenBank genome assembly. NCBI's taxonomy places the organism in Eukaryota, Viridiplantae, Streptophyta, Magnoliopsida, Malvales, Dipterocarpaceae.
GAACAAUGAAAAUGAAUUGAUUGGCCAAAAAAGAAAAAAAACAAGAAACCAGAAAAGGUAGAUAAAUUAGAUUUCAUGGUCUCAGCCGCACAAAAUCAUCACACGACAAAAUCAACCCAAUAAGAAUGACACUAACACGGAUGUGAAAUUCAGGAAAAAAAAAAAUUUGAUGGGAGAGAUUAUCUAUUGAUCCUUAUUCCUUCACGUACUGCAAACAAUUUGUCUGCACGUAAUGUUCAUCUGGGAUACAGUUGUGCUGCUUUCGAAGUUUCUACACAUGAUGGACAAGACUAUCAAUCACUUGCAGGGAAAAGAAGCAUUAUGUUUGAAGUAAAACUAGCAGCACAAUUAUAUCGAUGAGGCAACCAUAUAUGGCCUGGAGGUUUCUCCUAGUUCUGCAUAUAAAUAUGGUGUCUUCUGGACGCAACGAAAAAAACCUUUUGCGUAGCCAAGGAAGUGGUUUCUCCUAAUUCUGGGUCUAAUGUAUUUGUUUUAGAGGAUGCUAAAUGUCCAGGAUCUGGUGAACUUUAUUCCCUUGCAGUGCCUUUUUCCUCGCUUUGUUUAUUUCCUAUGAAGCUUUUAGAAAUAUUUGUUGUCAUUCAUACAAUAAUGAUGCAUUAAUUUAUAAGAAUUAAGAUCCUCCUUAUCCACUCGCUAUUAGUUUAUCUCAAUAAUGUGGAAUUUUUUGAUGGAAUUAGGAUAGUUUAUUUUUAUGAUGUGGUGCCUGAGCAAUCAUGUCCAUGUCUCGAGCUUUGUACCUCAUUUGCACCAUGCAUUUCGUAAGAGGGCAUGCUGCUGGGCACCUACAGUGGAAUGGGAAGGGAGAGACACUCUUUUGCUUUACAGGUGGUGUGGUUUAGUAGAAUUGGUAUUCCAUUCUAGUGAUAUAAAUGGUACUGAGCCAAGAUGAUACUUGUUAAGAUACUCUAGGACAUCUCAAUUGACAUUUCUGCUCCUGGACCAAGAUGGUUAGCAGCACACAUUCUAAGUUCUUUUGAAUUUUAUGGUUUCCCAAAUAAAAUUGGUAAAGAUAUUGGGAAAGCACUUAAAGAGACAGAACAUGCAGAUAUGCAGUUCUUUUUCAGUAAUGGUGCAUCACUGACAGUUCACAGAGUUAUUCUUGCAAUUUGAUGUACAUCUCUGCUACCUUCCAUGCAAUUACCUUGUCAUGAGAAUGAUACUGAUUAUCCUUCAGAAAGAUAUGAGCCAGAGAAGCCUAGUUCAAUGUUUCUGAAAGAAUUCUGUUUGUCUCCUCAUGUUGAUCAGGAGGCACUACUGAAGUUGUUGGAAUUUCUUUACUUGGUUUUUUUUUUUUCUUUGAAGCGGGAUAACAGCUUGAGAAGAAGCCAAAAACUACUGCUAAAUAUUGUAAUUUGCAACCUCUGUACAAAUAUUUCCUAGAAAGAGACUUAAGUGCGGCACUCUUAC